Molecule: messenger RNA, 2311 nt
Organism: Hyla sarda
Lineage: Eukaryota; Metazoa; Chordata; Amphibia; Anura; Hylidae
Gene: C3H6orf118
Product: chromosome 3 C6orf118 homolog
Exons: 13
Coding region: 613-2085 (490 amino acids)
Source: RefSeq, a predicted model, not a curated record
AUACAGUCUUUCCUGUAAAUCCUUGCCAGAUCAGAAUGCUGCUCCCCAUGCUGGGUAUAACAAUUACACAUGAAGUAAAAUGAUUGAAAGAACGUCCACAGGUGAUCUCUAUGGCAGACGCGGUCAGCUCUUCGCUCCAUUGCUGCGUAGACAGCAGGGCGGAAGGGAAGAGAGGACUCGCGGUUGUGUUUACGCCAUCACCAUAACAACCAGACCGGCAGCACAGCUUGAGGAAGCGGCGGCACACCGGAGCACCGUCUUCCCGGAGUAUAGCACAAGUGCAGUCACCGCUGCGAACGAAGAACGUUGAGUACUCCGGUGUGUAAUCACAUGACCACCACAUCAUAUUUACGUCAUUCAGUGCCGUACCAUCAAGCAGCACCUAGCAUACUACAAGCACUCUGUACAUCACAAGCAUAACUAUCAAGCUGAACAGCAGGAUACACCUCCCUAUACCCGGACCUCGACAUUGUAGGCUGAACAGAGACCCACUAAGGCACGUACCACUACGGGAGCUCUGAUCACCAUUGGACCUCCUGAAGGAUAUCUACACACAUCAGGCCUUGUGGUAUAUGUAAACAUCAGAGCAGUGAUUCCGACAUAGUUGAUAUUAUGUUAAAUACAAAACCUAAAGCCAGACUCCUACUCCUUGAUGUACUUCUGGAUGGUGUGGAAAGAGAAAAUAAGAAAGAUUCCUGGGAUUAUACAGGCGGACAUCUUAAUCAUAAUCAUCUUUUCAAGCCACAAGUUCUAGAAGAGAAGAACUUCUGGGCAAGUGGAAAGAUACCAGAUCAGCAGUAUGAAAACGUUAAGAAAGAUUCCUUUAUAACCUUUACACUCAAGACAAGUUUAGUAAAUGCAGACCCAAAAGUCAAGUCUUUUUGUUCAAGUUCUCCAAUUCUAAAACCAACUGGCCCAUCUACACCAAUAAACACACCAUUUGGAAAUUCUGUUGUAGACACUCGACCCCAAACAACAUGCCAAGAAAAUUCAGAAGACAAAAAAGUUACAGGAUUGCCAUCAAAGAUACCGGAGCUUAAUCUGCCUGAAUUAAAAUUACUGAAGUUUGGGGGACAACAAACAUUUCAAGAAAAUAAGAAGGAAUAUCAAUUUCUUCCAGCCUACUUCACUGGUCUCACAAAAUCUGACCAGUUCAAUAUGUUCUUGAAGUUUAACAGAAAGAUCCUUCAAAAGCAAGACUUAUCAAUAGCCUUCUACAAAAACGUGACUGUUGAGUACUAUGAGAGAAAGCUAUUCAAGGAACUUCAGGACAUUGCCCACAUUAGGCCUCCUCAUUAUGCCCGUCUACAGAUCUUCCGUGAAACAUUUGGGAAAAUCUGCAAAGACUCUUCUAUUUUUGGAAAUAUUCUAAGUGAAAUAAAGGCUGCUUAUGAUUUAUAUGUUGAUUACUUGCUGGAUGCUCAGUGUUCUCCACAACAUGAGAUUCUAAUGUCUGAAAUUGCUGGCAUGAAGAAACGACCUGUGAACACAGCAGAUGUGGAAGAAGUCAUGCAGAAUGUAAGGGGACUUGAGGACAAGGCUUUUUUUGCCUUAGAGCACAAUGACCAACUUAGAAAUGAUUUGAAGACUGUUCUGAGCAAUGCUUUCAUCCCUGACAUGGUGUCUGACAAAGCUCCCUUGUUAAAUUCAAGAAACACUGAUCCAGCCAGUGAACAGUGCAAUGCAAGUGAGGUAAAAGUAUUUGUAGCAAAGAGAAGUAAAGUGCUAAAAACACUGAUGGAAGUAAACGUGUUGGAGGAAGAGAUCAGAAAGAACCUAACCCAUGCUUUAAAUGCUGAGGCUACAGAACAGUACAUCAAAGAUAUACAGAGAGAAACAAUGAAACUUCAGUCAUCAAAUGAUUUUCUUCAACGUGCUAAUAAGGAUCUCAAUUCAGAAAUAAAAAGAUCAUUGAUGAAACAGAAACUUACUUUAGACAGACAAGAGUGUGGCCACGAGGUGUGCCUCAAGAAGUUUGAAAUACCCUAUAUAGUAUACAAUAUACCAAUAUACCAGCGAUGCAACCACAAGCUUGGAUGGAAAGGAUUGCUUAGGAUACUACUAGCCGUGGGGUUACCUAAAUGAACAAAUUAAUGAAUAAAUGUGUGGCUGUAAAAUGAGAAGAAGGCUGCUAUGGGCUGAGCUGAUGUUGUCAUCAGCGUUCAUAAGCUAAACAAUAUGGAAGCUGAAAUGGGUCUAACUUCUAAUGUGAAGAGCUAUAGUGCAUGCAAACAGCCACUAGUGCUUUUACAACUUGAACAGAGAAUUUUAUGGCACGACAGGAGACUUCCAUUAUGCUAUUCUUCUUUAC